Messenger RNA from Moneuplotes crassus, 3544 nucleotides. The record is from the annotation of a GenBank genome assembly. Lineage: Eukaryota; Ciliophora; Spirotrichea; Euplotida; Euplotidae.
GCGGAAUUUUAGAAAUGGAGGGUACCGAAACUAAAACACCAAGUCCUACUUCAAACGAUUCAAAACUUAAGAGACCAUUAUUGCCAUCUUCUGAUGAAAGUGAAGUCAACUUGCUUAAGAAGAGACUUAGAGAUGCCAAAUCUCAAUAUGAAAAAGAGAUAGCGAUGAUACAACAAAGAUGAACCAAUUUGGAACGAGUGAACAAUGAGCUUGAAAAGGAGAAAGAAGACCUGAGGAAUAUGUACAAAAACUUCGAAAAAGUUGGCCAAUGAAUAAACCAUGAAGAGGAACAUAACUCAGAAGAUUUUAAGAAGCUCGAGGAAAUACAAAAAGUAGAGAUUGAAAACAUAAAAUCUAACUAUGAACGUGAAAUCAAGAGACUUAAAGAAGAGAAGGAUGAAGCUAUCAAGGAAAGUAAAGAUUUUGAGAACAAAAUUCAAGAAAUGAAAUCUUCUCUGUCAAGUAUGAAAUUUGACUACGAGAAUGAUACUUCUUCCCUCAGAUCUGAGCUAGAAACGGCUCAGGAAGAGAUUAAGUCUCUUCAGAACACCAUUCAGGCUAACAAGGAUGAAUUUAACGAGGAGUUAAGGAAUAAUAGGGACAAAUUUGCUGAAAUGAUUGAGAAAGAGAAGAAUAAAAUAACUGAAGAAUUCAAACAAAAAGAGUCUACUCAUGCCCACCAAUUUGAUGAAGUCAAAAAUCUUGCAGAGAGCGAGAAGAAACUUCUAAGCGAGAAACUUGACAAUGCAGUGAAUGUUAAGGAAGAGCUUGAGAUGAAGAUAUUGGAGUUGGAGAGCUCAACUAAUGAUAAUGAUAGCGCUGAAGAGCUUAGGUCUCUUGCUGAGAGACUUAAAGCCAAAGAAGAUGAAUUAAAAGAAGUCAAGAGGAGAGCAAAAGAAGAUAUUGAAACUCUCAUGCGCUCAGAAUCUGCUACGAAGGAUAAAAAUGCUAGCCUCACCCAAGAUUCGGCUAAGCUGAAAUCAAAGCUUAAAAAGACAGAGAUGAAGCUUGAAAAGACAGAGAUGAAGCUUAAAAAUACUCAGAAUGAGGUAACUAAAAACAAAGGAUUAAAAGAUGAGGAGAAAGAUCACUACAACAGUCUUUUAAACGAAAUUGAAAGCCUUAAAAUCAGAAAUAAUGCACUCGGAAGGCAUAAUAAGUGCCUUGAAGAAGACAUCAAGAUCCUUCACCAGGAAAAGAAAGAAACUAUCAUAAAUUUAGACAAGGAAAAUCACUCUUUGAGGAGCAAGUGGAAAGAAGAGAUUAGGAAGAACUCUUCGAUGAAAGAGACUCUUGAGAAGCAGAAGGUAGAAAUGGAGAAGAAUAAAGCCAAAAUGACUGCUCUUCAGUACAACUAUCAAACAAAGCUGAGUAAGAAAGAAAGAGAGCUUAAGGAGUUGCAACAGCAGAGAAGAGUUGAAGAGUCUAUCAAACAAGAAAGGACUAUCAAUGAUAUUCAAAAAUCUGGAUAUGGAAUCAAUGCUAGUAUCCAUCUCAGAACUACUAAGUCUCAGCUUGAUUUGAAUGAUAAGACAUCAGAAACUGUUCUAUAUGGGCAAUAUGAUGAUACCACAGACAACAGUAUUAUUGAAACUUUGAAUAAGAAACAUAAGAGAAGACCUAGCUCUCUAUCUAGUGCUGAAAGAGUUGUUAGAACCAAAAAUAAUGAUUAUAACAAGAAAUAUGAUUAUCAGAAUAAUUUAGAAGAGUCUUAUGGUUCUCAGAACUAUAUGAACACAAGCCCUGACAUUGUUUAUGAUGAUAAAAACAAUGAUAAAGAUGGAUUUGAUUAUAAUGAAGAGAAUGAAGCAAGACAGUUAUCAAUGAGCUACUUAGAGGAUGAUUAUGACAACUCAGUUCCCAAAACUCACAGAGAUGAGAGAAACACAUCAAGACCUCAGCAAAGAGAAGAUUUUAACUCUGUAAGCUUUUUUUAGUUUGAAAGUAAAGAAAACUCACCAGAAAGAGAACACAUGCUAUAAAAUAAGCCCAAUGGUUAAGAAUACUUCGAGCACUAAGAAUUUAAAAUCAGGACAGAUCUAUGAUGAUUGCUGCCCUACAGCUGCUGGGAGUGCCGUCAAGUCUAAAAGUAUUAAGAAGCUUGGUGCACAUAAAUCUGAGAGAGUAAUUGAUGAUUUCUCACCUCAAAAUACCGGAAAUUACCAAUACAACUAUGCAAGUGAGUAUACAGCUGACAUGAGGUUUGCCAAGGCAGAUGAAUAUGAAUAUGAUACUCUUGAUGCGACUGCAGAGAAGAUCAAAGAUCUCAGCUAUGAUCAUGACUUCAACAGAAAUAAAAAGUCUAAAUACCCCAAAUACUCUAAAUUAAACAGAGAUGAUGUGAUGAAUACCAUCGACUCACGCUGCCAUAACACUUUCGAUACCAGAGAAAUAGAAGAUGAUAGAGAAAAUGGAUAUAACCUCGACCAAAGGAAAGAUGGAGGCUUUUCAGACUUUAACAAUACCCUUGGAGAUCCUUAUGAAGCUGAAAACAAGUACAAGAGACAAAGCAAUGAAAAAUAUUCAAAAGAAAUGAUUAGAAGAAGUCAUAAUAGGUCUAAAGAGAGAAAUCAGGAUUAUGACCCUUAUGAAGAAGAUAAUGAAAGAUCAUAUUCCCCUAAUAAUUAUGAAAAUUAUGGUCAAGCAUAUGGAAAGUCUCGAAACCCUCAGAAAGCAAAUUUUGAGAAAUGACAAAAGCUGAAGACUUCUGAUUAUUCCACACAGAACAUGUAUACUGAACAGAAAAGUUAUAGAGAAUAUCGUCAAGAGAAAAAUCCAAAACGUGAAUCUCGACUCAGAAGGCCAGAUAUGAAUGAGCAUAAAGUGAAUCAAUCCUCUAUUUCCAAAAGGGACAACUAUUAUCCUGCUGAACAAGAAGAUAACUUGUUCCUUAAUGAUGAAGAGCUUCCUUCAAAAAGUAUCGAGAAGAAGUUGAGAUAUAAGAGUCUUGAGAACAAUCGUAAAUCCAAGAGAAGUAGGAUGAAUAACUACUUGCAGAAUAUUCCUCAGAACAGAAACACAUAUGAUAUAAGCCCUAAGGAGUCUAAGAAGGAUCAGUAUAGGACACAUCAUGUGAUCAAUAUUGACGAUCACAUGGACCAGGAGUACCCUAGCUAUCACAGAGCUGAUAAUCAUCAGAGAGUUAGGAAGGAAUAUGGGGAUAAAAGCUUAGAAAGAUACACAACUUCUCCUCACAUCCCACAAGUUCCAAAGGAGGGGAAGAAGAGAUUGCAAAAGUCUUCUUCAAGGAACAACAUUCGGAGGAAACCUCACAGACAACAACACGAGUCCUUCCAAGAGAAUGUCCCUGAGAAUAUAAGCAAAAACAGGAAUACUGCCAAUAACUCUACUUCCAGGAGUAAUGCAGGUUUUUAAAAAUGAGGUGAUUUUUGACAAUAAAAAGUACAAUGAGUUCAAAAGAGUACUAAAAGACCAGAUUGGGAGAAGCAAUGAGAUGGAGAACAGUAAGGUAGAUGAUACAUUCACCUACUCGAUUGAUCCAGAAAGUAUGUUUAACAGCCGUGUUGCACCAAACGGGAAUUAA